UGUUACGUAAUAAUGUUAAUAAUCAUUGAGCAGUGUUAUGUAAACCAUAGUUUUUACAUUAAAAUUGGCCACUGACAAUGAACUGAUGGACAAUAAUCUCCGCAACAUAUAUAACAUAGUGGACUUUGUGCAUCAGUCAGCGAUUGUUGCUCAAUUAGAUAAUUAUCUUUGAUAGCGCCUAGUACUGUUAAAAGGAAAAAAUGUCUUCCCUGUGGAAUAGUGUUUUAAAACUACGACCUCAAAUCAAACAAUUUACCGUUCCGGUUCGCAAUUUAAACCUUCUAGAGUACCAAAGCAAGCACCUAUUACGUAAAAAUGGGGUUGCUGUUCAAGAUUUUUGCAUGAUUGACGAAAAAGGCUGCUCCGAAUUCGAGAAAUUCAACGUGAAAGAAUAUGUGAUAAAGGCUCAAAUUCUUGCUGGAGGUCGCGGGAAAGGUCAUUUUAGUAACGGUUUCAAAGGAGGAGUACACGUGACCACAAGUCGCAAAGAUGUGGACUCCAUUUCGAAGCAAAUGCUUGGGUACAAUCUUAUCACAAAACAAACCCCAAAAGACGGCAUCGAGGUGAAAAAAAUCAUGAUUGCUGAAAGCGUGACUAUCAAAAGAGAGACAUAUGUUUGCAUUUUGAUGGAUAGACAAAGGAAUGGUCCUGUUCUUAUUGCAUCCCCAGCUGGUGGAGUGGAUAUAGAAGCCGUGGCUGAAAAAACUCCCCACCUUAUCAAAAAUAUUCCCAUUGAUAUUUUUGAAGGUGUCACAGACUCAAUGGCCAAUGAAGUUGCUCAGUUUUUAGAAUUUAAAGGUCCUUUGACAAAUCUCGCAGCCGUAGAAAUUAAAAAACUGUGGCAGUUUUUCCUGGCCGUGGAUGCCACUCAGCUCGAAAUCAACCCUUUGGUUGAAACCGACGAGAACAAAGUCAUAUCAGUUGAUGCUAAGAUCAACUUUGAUGAUAAUGCGCAAUUUCGCCAUAAAGAUAUCUUCGCGUUGGAAGACCUCGCUGAGAGCGAUCCUCGCGAAGUGGAGGCUGCUAAGCAUAAUUUGAACUACAUUGGAAUGACUGGGAACAUAGGUUGCCUGGUAAACGGCGCCGGUUUGGCCAUGGCAACCAUGGAUAUCAUCAAACUCCAUGGUGGUGACCCCGCCAACUUUUUAGACGUAGGCGGUAGCGUAAAGGAAGAGCAAGUUCGGGCAGCUUUCAACAUCCUCACUGCCGACAAAACCGUCCGUUGCAUUUUGGUUAACGUUUUUGGUGGAAUCGUUAACUGCGCUACUAUUGCUAACGGAAUUGUUGGCGCCAUGAAGUCCAUGAAUCUUAAAGUGCCUUUAAUUGUUAGACUAGAAGGAACCAACGCUACCGAAGCCCGCAGAAUUAUCAAGGAAUCAGGACUGGAUAUCCAAACUGCUGAAGAUCUUGACGAUGCUGCCAAAAAAGCAGUUGCCAAUGCUGUUUAAAUGUGAUAUUGUUUUAGGUUUAAGGGCGCAUGCGCCAGCCUUCGAUGCGCACUUCGGUUCGUGUUGGUAGAAUUUUCAGGGGCCUUCUUGUGUUCAUUCCAAGGUCUUGUGUGUUUCUAUUUUUUACUGAUGUUGAUGUUGUGUAAUUGACUUGUUUAUAAUAAAUUAGAUUUAAAUUUUGA
Messenger RNA from Zophobas morio, 1630 nucleotides. It is a transcript of the gene ScsbetaG, whose product is annotated as succinate--CoA ligase [GDP-forming] subunit beta, mitochondrial. The record is from RefSeq and is a predicted model, not a curated record. Gene Ontology annotation, biological process: succinyl-CoA metabolic process; tricarboxylic acid cycle. Gene Ontology annotation, cellular component: succinate-CoA ligase complex; mitochondrion. The transcript has 4 exons. Bases 201 to 1448 code for a protein of 415 amino acids. Gene Ontology annotation, molecular function: ATP binding; succinate-CoA ligase (GDP-forming) activity. NCBI's taxonomy places the organism in Eukaryota, Metazoa, Arthropoda, Insecta, Coleoptera, Tenebrionidae.